Plasmodium vivax (malaria parasite P. vivax) is the source of this 1245-nucleotide messenger RNA. Its product is annotated as ubiquitin-conjugating enzyme E2, putative. The transcript is spliced from 3 exons. The record is from RefSeq and is a predicted model, not a curated record. Lineage: Eukaryota; Apicomplexa; Aconoidasida; Haemosporida; Plasmodiidae. Bases 452 to 871 code for a protein of 139 amino acids.
GCAGGUAAGCAUGAAAACAUAAUCGCAUGUACAUAGGCACGUGUUACAUAGGUGCGCUGGUAGGCACAUUCACAUGUUUGGCUUCUUCACUGGGACAUUUGGCCGCGCGCAUGAGCCCAAAGUGAAAACCACCUCCCCCUCUUCGUGAGCAUCGAACCAGUUAACACGCAACCUUUACGGAAGCUAGCCGAGGAAACUUCUCUCCGUACAUGCAUAUAUCCAUCCGUGGCUUAAGCCGCUUUGAGGAGCCUGCCCCCCUUUUUGCUUAGUACCAACCCCCAAGGAAACUCACCUUGGCGUGGAACCAGAGCGAAAGGUAAACUAGCGAAAAGGCGCUCAGAUAAACUAGCGAAAAGGUGCUCAGAUAAACUAUCGAAAAGGCGCUCAGAUAAACUCUCACGUUUGAUCGAGAUAAUUGCCCGAAGGAAGGAUACACCCCUCUCCCCUCAAAAUGAGCGAGGUAAUUGUACCACGGAGCUUCCGCCUGCUGGACGAGUUGGAGCGUGGGCAGAAGGGAAACGUCAGCGAGGGAGUGUCCUUCGGACUGGAGAGUGCCGAUGACAUUACCCUUUCGAAUUGGUCUUGCACCAUAUUUGGGCAGCCAGGGACCGUUUUCGAGAACAGGAUUUAUUCGCUGACCAUAUUUUGCGGCGACAGCUACCCAGACGCGCCCCCCACGGUGAAGUUUGACACGAAGAUUGAGAUGUCCUGCGUGGACGCCGCCGGCCGGGUCAUAAAAAACAAUUUGCACAUAUUAAAAAACUGGAACAGGAACUACACCAUCGAAACGAUUUUAAUCGCGCUCAGACAGGAGAUGCUGUCGAGCGUCAACAAGCGGUUGCCGCAGCCCAACGAGGGGGAGAUGUACUGACUGGGGUGGAGUCCAUUCGAUUGGUCAAGAGGGGGGAGCGGUAGAAGAAGAGGGAACAGCGGGAGGGCAGAGUAAAAAUGGGGAAAACCCAGGGCACCAAGAAAAACCCCCUCUUUGCAAGUCCCACCCGAUUAUUUUAACGCCAAUAGGGAUUCACCAAUUUGUUGCGAAGAAGCGUGUGAGUGUGUUUUUUUUUCUCCGUACAAUUUUGCAAAGUUUUUUUUUCCUUCACAACUGUGCAACGUUUUUUUUACUCCUCACAUGUGUGUACUUUUUUGGCAUGCGAUGUGGCCUUUACCACUUCGUUUGGAAUUCCCACCGCGCACCUCCCACAUGGACACGUCGCUUUCGCUUCACUUAACGUGUAACUAGUG